ACACUAGUGUGUAUGUCCGAUUACAAAAAGACUGAGCUCUAUCUAACCCAUCCGAUAGUACACGUAGUGUACGUGUACACGUACACGUGUAGUCGUAGCCCCACAUGUAGCAGUCUUGAGGAGUAGCAGUGCUGUACACGUACGUGUAGUCUGUCGUAGCUACACGUACUCGUAUUUACUGUACGUGUACCUGUACUUCAAAGUACUAAAGUACUUUCGAAAGUACUUUCGUACAUGAUAGGAUGUGUAUCAUAGAAGAAACGCCAACGCCAGGCGGUAUCUCACUACGAGUAUUGGGCUCGAUUUUAGCCUCCGACGCGACGCGACGUGGAGGCACCGUUAGUGGGAUCAUGAGACUUCGGGGGCGUACCUUGAGCGUAGCGACAGAACCUCACGGACCUCCGUGAGCCUCGCUGACGCAGAAAUCACGAAAUCUGCUACUGUACGACCAUUUCCCACGGAAAUAGAGUGACACCACUGCUGCAGACAUCCUUGGCAUGACAUCAGAAUUGUUGAUUCAAGCAGCUCAGGUGGCGUGCAUCUUGUGGACACUGACUUGGCAUUCUGCCCGUGCUGCGCUCGGUGUAUUCCUGUCACUCCUGCGUCCACAGACGUGGAUAGUUGAGUCCCACGAAGGAGUCUCGUUCUUUCUUGGGAGUGUCGUUCACGAACGCACGCGUCCUAUUCGGAAUACCUUCACAUACCCGUUACGGUUUGCCGUUGUUGACUUGGACUCGCCUCCUGGUUGGUUCACUGGGAGUGGGCAGGCUGGCGACCACUUGACUGCAGUUGAGGCACGCGCGCGUUGUGGAACAAACGGACGCGUGCGGCUCUUAACCGUGCCCUGGAGCUUUGGAUAUGCCCAAAAUCCAAUAAGCAUUUAUUACUGCUAUGAAAAUCGAAAUGCAUCUACUACUACUGAUGAUGAGGCGCUGAAGUUAUGCCUCGCCGAAGUCACAAAUACCCCUUGGAAUGAGCGCGUCAUCUUCAGUUUCGAUCCAUCAGGUCAGCUAGUGCCCAAAUCGGUACAUGUUUCUCCGUACAUGGACAUGUUCGGUGAUUGGUACAUCAGUGCUUCGGAUCCGAAACAAGUGUUAACCGUGCGAGUUAGCGUCGUUGGCCCACAUUUAGUCAACACAUACUUUGAAGCGUCGCUGACAGCAAAACUGGACACAGGGGCAAUAAGAGCUCGUAGUGAGCGAGCCGGGUUGAGACGGUUUCUCACGCAUGCAUGCACUCCACACCGUAUUGCUAUUUUUAUAUAUUACCAGGCGUUAAGAAUUCACUUAAAAGGAUUACGCGUGUUUCCGCAGCCCGGAAUCGAAAUGAUUGCAAGUAAAUCUGUGAAGGUCGACAGUGAAGUACUUUCGAAGCCCGACAGGGAAGUUAGUUCGAAGGUAGAUGUGAACGCAAGUUCAACAGCACAAAGAAGGAGCUGCUCUGUGGACAGCAAAACUUGUUCUUUUUCGACAUGGCGCACAUCGAGAUCAUGGCCAUGGGAUGCGUAACUGUCCUCUUAGCAUAAUGAAAUCGUAUCCGAACACUACUUGAAGAAAUACCCUUGGCCUUUCUGUUUAUGUCUGGUCGAUAGCACGUGUUUCAAUUGGCGCACAGCAAGAGAGGAGCUUGGAAUACGAGUAAAUAUCUGUACACA
This is a messenger RNA of Micromonas pusilla CCMP1545, 1654 nucleotides long. RefSeq lists its product as uncharacterized. NCBI's taxonomy places the organism in Eukaryota, Viridiplantae, Chlorophyta, Mamiellophyceae, Mamiellales, Mamiellaceae. The transcript has a single exon. The record is from RefSeq and is a predicted model, not a curated record. The coding region runs from base 498 to 1508 and encodes 336 amino acids.